AUGUUUGAUGGCCUCUCGAGUCGCAGCUCCUCGAACAUAUCGGUGCAGCCUGUGCACCUGUUGGGGGAGACACCGCGCGAAGCCGUCAAUGAGGGCGGGUUGAUCACGGAGGGAUCCUCGGCGUUUGUCACCGCCCGCUCGGAGAUGGAUCUGGGCGUCACACCCAAAGACCCGUUUAGCUUUGGGGAGGAGAAGCGGGAGACACCGCUUGGUGGGCACAAUGACAACGCGCAGCAUCCAAGGCUGUGGGACAACAUUCAAAAUAAAGCAACGGCAGCCAUUCGGUUUGCUGCUGGGAGUGCCGGUCGUCUCUUGGAGAUGAUGUUAGAGCCGCAGUUCGGCAAGGAUAAUCCCUCGCAGGACGCGUAUUUGUUGCAGGUUGUACACGCCGACAGCCGGCGUGAACCUUUCGACACUGCCAACUACAUUAAACGUCUUAAUACCGACGACCUACCCGACGGAGAGGAGGAGGAGGAGGAGGAAGAAGAGGAAGUGGAGCUUACGCGUAUCGAGAUUGAUCUUGUCUCGACGUUGCGCGCCUACCGCAAGAACCCAAGCGACUGUUUUGGUCACCUUGUCGUCGCUGCCCUGUCAAGCCGAUCGGAGAAAAAUCCUGUGACGUGCGAUGAACUGAAGGAGGCACGGCUAAAUCCAUAUCUAGUGUGCCUGAUCAUUAAGUCCGAAGCUCUGGAUAUCUCGGACGAGGCCGUGCAUGCGGAGAUACAGCGUUGCGUAGACACCGUUAUCCCCUCCGAAGCUGAUAGAGUUCCAGUAAGCGUCUAUGAGUACCUGCCGUCACUGUUGAAGCUGGACUUUGUACGCCUCAGUUCAAAGCAGUAUGCGAUAAUGAAGGAUAGCGGAUUUGAGUUUCUGCAACUGUUAUGCCAGUACCCCCAUGUUUUACCACCCGGCCAACUAAAUUCUGUUCGUGUAAAUUACGUUCAAUCAACAUGGUGUUUUGAUGUCUUCACGAUGAUUAUUAACAUGUUUUUGGAGUUGUUUUGUUUGGUCAGCAUUAUUCUCGUGUUGGCACACUGGAUAAGCCACGGGCGCGGGGUACCGGAUGGAAUUUUUGGCUAUUAUACAGCUCUGGUGUAUGGUAUCGGGUACGCGGCGCAUCUCAUUGGCAUGAUCUUUUUGAUGCGUGGCAAGGCACGGAACGUAGUCUACGGCAAGAUGCUCUGUGCCUUUCCUUCGCCACACCUUCUCGUGGUGCCGGUGGUGCCGCUAUAUAACAUGGUGAGUUUUUUUACCUAUGUGCAGUAUCGAAGGAGACAGCGAAAAAGGAAUCACGUUGCUAUUUUGCACGAUAUUGUCGCCGCUCAGGUUUUAUCUAGUCUUUGUUUUUCGCUUUGCGUGGCGAUGCCGCAAUUUAUUUAUCAGUCGUUUGUGCUCGUCGAUGCUGAGCCUGACUCACUGCAUGCGCCUCAGCACUACUCUCUUGGGCUACUGACCGCGACUGCCAUUGCGACCACUUGGGUGUGCAUAUUGCGUAUGUUCCGCGCUCUCGCAACGUAUGACUCUGUCAACUGCUUUGGGUUUGCAUGUUUUGGGUUUCAGAGCAGCCACAUCAUCGAGCGGUUUUCAGCAGUCGUUCGCAUGGUACAUGUUUCGUGCCUUUUUCUGCUUGAAUUGAACGUCUCAUUUUUAGUGAUGGGGGCCGUGAGUGUGAUGGGGUGCGAAGCAGCGUCGAUCGCCACGAUGGCGCUGGCGGGGGCCUCCCUCUUUAAUAUCUUAGUCCUACUUGUACUGCUGCUCCUCAGCCGUGAAAGCGUCUUCCGCCUGAUGUGGGCUGUGCUGCCGCUGACCUUGCUGCAAAUUUCAAUGUUUAUCUACCAGAAUCGUGCAGUAACUGGAUUCUGUAAAUAUCUUGUGGUGGUCAGUGGAAAAUUGUCCCUGUUUCGCUUCGUCAUCUGGGUCGUCUUUUUCUUCUUCAUGGUGUUGUGGGCGGUGCAAGUUCUAGUGCUGUUUGUCGCAAGAAAACUGCGGAGCGUGUCGCGCUGA
This is a messenger RNA of Trypanosoma conorhini, 2004 nucleotides long. RefSeq lists its product as uncharacterized. The record is from RefSeq and is a predicted model, not a curated record. Lineage: Eukaryota; Euglenozoa; Kinetoplastea; Trypanosomatida; Trypanosomatidae. The transcript has a single exon. The coding region runs from base 1 to 2004 and encodes 667 amino acids.